CCCAGCUCCCCGCGCAUGCCGGGAGCGGCGGCGCGGGCCCGGCCCCGUGUGGUGGCCGCGGGAAGGGCCGGGCCGGGACUGCCCGGGGGAAGCCCGGUGGCGGCUGGAGCCGGGCCCGGGGAUCCCCCGGCCGCGGGAUCGCCCCGAGGGAUCGCCCCGAGAGGCGGCACAGGAAAACACAUCCAUAGGAUGGAGUUAGAGCACCUGAGUAGGCUGCGUCAGGCCAACAAGGACCUUCUACAAAAGCUAAGAACGAAGCAGGAAGAGAUCAGAAAAAGUCUUCCCAGCAAGCCACUUAUUCCAGCAUCUCUUCCUAAUGUAGCAACUACGAAAAGAUCUGUCCCCUCGCCCAAGAGAGGGAAGGAAAAUCAAGUUGAUGCUGUGUCUACUCAACAUGAUCCUGCAACGUUGGUGUCUGUGGAACCCAGAGCUUAUGCAGCCAGAGCAGCCCUCUGUUCCUCACUCAAACGCAGCAGAAAUGACAGAGGGGUGCAGCAACAAAUGAAGGUGCAGGAAUUAGUAGGUUUGGAUUCCAGCUCUUCUGAUAAAGAGAAGAAUGUUAUGCCUGCGUCUGCAAUCGUUGCAUGUGGUAGAGAAACCUGCAGAGUGGAUAGGUAUGGCCAGGAUCAAGAAAGUGCAGAGAACGAAACUUUCCUUCUGGGACAUGGAGAGAACAAAAACCAGUCCACUCUUCCACAUGGUCUCAAUGAGAAAAAACAACCUAAGGCUCACUUGGACCUAUCACUGAACAAAAAACAAAGUGAAGAGACCAGCAAUGAGCCCAUAACCCCUAAAUCAAUCCUGCUGACAUCUCAAUCCAAAGAGUGGAAGAAGGAAGCUGCUCAUGUGACUUUUCAGUCUGAGCCUGAAGAAUAUGCCUUGCCUAUGAGUAGCUGGUCCGUGUGUCCAUUCCUGGGCUAUGACUGGAUUGCAGGGCUUCUAGAUACAGACUCUUCAGUAGCAGAAAAAUCUGAUCAAUAUUUUGCUGAGCUGCAUGAGUUCCGACAGGCCAACAAAGAAGCAUGUAUCCAUGAGCAGCACCUGGAGCCCAAGGCUCUGGAUUACAUAAUUCCUGAACAAGAACAAGAUUUGAUAACCAGUUCCCAUAAGUGUGUUUACUGUUACCGAUUAAACCAGCGCCUCUUCACUGUCCCUGUGGAUUCAGAAUCUGCCUGUCCCGUGUGUAAGAUGCCACGUGCCCACCAGCCCCCAGAGACACUGGAAGAGCCAACCUAUGUCAGGGUCAGCAUUCCUAGGUCUACUCUUCUGCCUGCCUACAAAUACAAAGCUCAUCGCAGGAAUAGCUUUGAACCAGCAGACAGUCUAGCGUUACCCUCGCAUUGCCUGGUUGGCUGGGAAAAUAUCAUCCCUUCCAGUAACUCCACACUCAGCAAUUUGGAUCUGCGAGCUUCACUGGAAGAGAAGCCUUCUCACCAUCCUCGCGUGAACUUGGUGUCCAGAGUGUCAGGAGGAACCAGAACUGACCAGCUUCUAAACCUGACCCGUUCAACACUCUUCAGAUUUAGCAAGGCUUCUCACAGAGGGAGCAAACCAAACCUGGACACUACAGAGCAGCUCCAGAUUUAAAUAGUACUACCUCAACUGUGAACCACUGACUUGUUUGCCUUGGGGAGGGGGUUGAGGUGGGGAGUGGACAAGUUAAUUUGGUUAAAAAUAAAUCUUGAACAAGAGAUUUUUUUC
Molecule: messenger RNA, 1701 nt
Organism: Cygnus olor (mute swan)
Lineage: Eukaryota; Metazoa; Chordata; Aves; Anseriformes; Anatidae
Gene: MIIP
Product: migration and invasion inhibitory protein
Biological process (GO): negative regulation of cell migration; negative regulation of G2/M transition of mitotic cell cycle
Source: RefSeq, a predicted model, not a curated record